CUUUGAAUUUGGAAAUUAUUUUGGUGUCUAACAAAAAUGUUUGCUAGGUUUUAUGGUCUAUUCAACUAACAUUUUGCAGUUCCACUGCUUAUUUAUCUAUGAGCAUCUGAAAUUAACUUGAUGGCUGCAAUAACACUCUGUAGUAUCAAGAUACAAAACUUUUGUGAACUUUUCAAAAACUUUUAUGAAAAUGAAGACCACUUGGAGGCACGUUAAUUUACGACAUCAAUUUUUUAUUUCUCAAUUCAUAAUUCAAUUUCCAUCUGAUUCUAUAAAACAAUAUAAAAUAGAAUUUUAUAGAUCAAAUAUAUAUUGAGGUAGAACUGUGAUUUAAAUUAAGCAAUUUUGAUAUUAUGUCAUGCUAAAAAGCAUUCUGCGCAUGCGCAAUGGUACAUUUUUUGGCGCGACAGUGUUCGUGCUCAGAACACGUGGGUACAAAAAGCCGAAAUAAUCACUGAAAAUUACCACUAUAACUAUACAAAAUAAUAUAAGAUGGAUCUCAACGCAUUGGUGGGUGUACUGGAAGCGACUUUAGACCCAGUCCAGCAGCAAAAGGCCGAGCAACAGCUCAAUGAGGUUCAUAAAAUUAUUGGCUUUGGCCCAGUGCUGCUACAGGUGGUAAUGUCAAAUGAGCUUAAACUGCCCACAAGACAAGCUGGGGUGAUCUACCUGAAAAACAUGGUGGCCCAGUUCUGGCAAGAGAGGGAAGUUGAGAACCCCAGUGAUCCUGUUCCAUUUUCUAUCCAUGAACAGGACCGAGCAGUUAUUCGGGAAAAUAUUGUCGAAGCUAUCAUAUUCGCUCCUGAUCCAAUCAGGGUUCAGUUAACAGUGUGUAUCAGCAACAUUAUCAAACAUGACUUCCCUGGACGUUGGGCUGCCCUUCCUGAGAAGAUUAAUGCCCACCUCCAGUCUGACAAUAUAGCAUCAUGGCUAGGCGCACUCAUUGUCUUAUAUCAACUUGUGAAGAAUUAUGAAUAUAAAAAAGCUGAUGACCGCAACACAUUGAACCCUGUGAUGACUGUGUUCCUACCUAUUAUACAUGAGAGAUGUGUCUUAUUGCGACCAGACACCUCCAAUGAAAGUCACCUACUACAGAAACAGAUCCUGAAAAUAUUCUAUGCCUUAAUACAGUACCACUUGCCAUUGGAGCUUAUAACAAAACAGAUUUUCACCCAGUGGAUGGAAGUGAUAGGCCACAUAAUAGACGUAGAAAUCCCAGAUACCUACCAUGCUGAUAAAGAUGAGGAAGAGAGACCAGAAUUACCAUGGUGGAAGUGUAAAAAGUGGGCUUUACAUAUUUUAGCCAGAAGUUUCGAGAGGUAUGGUAGCCCAGGAAAUGUAACCAAAGAAUACAACGCUUUCUCAGAGUGGUACUUAAAGAGUUUUUCAGGUGGAAUAAUCAAUGUGAUAUUGAAAGUUUUACAUCGGUUCCAACAGAAACAUUAUGUGACACCCAGAGUUCUACAACAGGCACUCAACUACAUUAACCAGGCUAUCAGCCAUGCUUUCUCAUGGAAAUACAUCAAACCACAUAUGCAGACAAUAAUUCAAGAGGUUUUGUUUCCACUGAUGUGUCACUCAGAUGAUGACGAUGAAAUGUGGAAUAACGAUCCACAUGAGUAUAUAAGAACAAAGUUUGAUAUUUUCGAAGAUUUUAUCUCACCAGUGACAGCUGCCCAAACAGUUCUGCAUUCAGCUGUGGCAAAACGUAAAGAAGUGCUACAGAAAUGCAUGGGCUUCUGUCUACAGAUGAUGGCCAUUGAUAGUGCUGCGAACCCACGCUUGAAGGAUGGUGUCCUUCAUAUGGUUGGAGCGGUGGCUGAUAUUUUAUUAAAGCGCAAGAUCUACAAAGACCAAGCUGAAACAAUGUUAGUGACACACGUCUACCCAGAAUUCUACAAUGAUCAUGGUUUCCUGCGUGCAAGGGCAUGCUGGGUUGUACGUUACUUCUCUGAGGUGCAAUUCAAGAGUGAAGCAAAUCUGAUCAAAGCUCUGCAGGCGGUGCAGGGUUGUCUAUGUGGGGACAAGGACCUACCAGUAAGAGUGGAGGCAGCUAUUGCUCUACAGAUGCUCAUCACAGAGCAAGAAAAGGCUCAAGAUCACAUGCGGCCAUAUGUAAAAUCUGUUAUACUAGAAAUGCUUAAAAUUAUUCGUGAAACUGAGAAUGACGAUCUGACAAAUGUCCUACAGAAGCUAGUCUGUACAUAUGUGGAUGACAUCCCACCUAUAGCAGUAGAGAUGACUCAACAUCUUGCAACCACGUUUGGUCAGAUCAUCCAGUCUGAAGAUGGUGAACAGUCAGAUGAGAAGGCAAUAGCAGCUAUGGGGGUUUUGAACACAAUAGAUGCCAUCCUGACUGUAGUGGAAGACCACAAAGAGAUCAUAGCUCAGCUGGAGGGCAUUGUCUUGCAAGUUGUAGUCAUAACCUUAAACCAGAAUGUCCUCGAGUUCUAUGAGGAGAUCCUGUCUCUGAUCUACAGUCUCACGAUGGGCCAGAUCUCCAAUAACAUGUGGGAGGUGUUUGCCAAGCUCUACGAGAUGUUCCAGAAAGAGGGAUUUGACUACUUCACUGACAUGAUGCCAGCUCUCCAUAAUUACAUCACAGUAGACACACCAGCGUUCCUGUCCAACCCCAGCCAUAUAGAGAGCAUAUACAACAUGUGUAAGACUAUAAUGACCAGUGACUCUGGGGAGGAUGCUGAGUGCCAUGCUGCCAAACUACUUGAGGUUAUCUUACUGCAAUGCAAAGAACAUGUGGACUCUGCCAUACCAACAUUUUUAGAGCUAGCGCUGGAGAGACUUACAAGAGAAAUCAGAACUUCAGAAUUAAGGACAAUGUGCUUACAGGUUGUAAUAGCAGCCCUGUAUUAUAAUACAGCAAUGACAUUAGAAAUACUAGAAAAAAUAUCCUUACCAAAUACAACAGAAUCCAUUUCAUCUCAGUUCUUCAAACAAUGGCUACAUGAUACAGACUGUUUCCUAGGGUUACAUGACCGUAAGAUUAGUGUACUUGGUCUUUGUGCUCUUAUGGACACUCCAGCUGGCCGUCCUACUGCAGUGACUGAACAUGCAGCCGAGAUAAUCCCAUCAUGCAUCAUGCUCUUUGACGGUCUUAAAAAGGCUUAUGAGAGCCGAGCUGCGGAGGCUGAUGAUAGUGAUGAUGAUGAAGAAGAGGAUGAUGGCGAGUAUGAGGGAGAGGUGUUAGAUAGUGAUGAAGAUGAAGUAGAUGAGCAAGGAAAUCAGUAUUUAGAAAAAUUAGAAAGAUCUGCAAAUGGAGAUGAUGAUGAUAGUGAUGCUGAAUACAGUGAUGAUGGAGCUGAAGAGACUGCUUUGGAGAGCUAUAACACACCUCUAGAUGCUGAGGACUGCACUGUAGAUGAAUACCAAAUAUUUAAAAAUGUCCUACAAAAUUUACAAACAAGAGACCCCUCAUGGUACAACACACUCAUAGGCAACUUGACUGCAGAGCAACAGGGUGAUCUGAAGAAAGUUAUUGAGCUUGCGGACAAAAGGAAAGCUGCUGAAGAAUCAAAAAAGAUUGAGCAAGGUGGGGGCUACAACUUUACACAGGUCUCUGUGCCAUCAACUUUCAACUUCGGCUCAUAGAUACAACAUUUUAUGUCUGGUAUGAAUUAUCAGAACACUAAGAAUUAACCAAGAGAUGGCAAUUAUAACUUUGAUUCUAGUCGGCUGGAAGUAUAAUAUAAAAGAGAAUGGAUUCUCAGGUGGGAUGUGUUAGAAACAUGGACAGAAAUUCAAAACUAACAAUGUAUGAUACAUUUUCAAAAGGUGCUUGAAAUUAAUUGACUUGGAAAUAUUGCAUGAAUAACCAUUGGAAUAAUAGAACAGAAUGUGAAGUGAUAUCUCUAAAUUGUAGAAAUAGCAUUUUUAACUUUGAUUUUGAUCAAAUUAAGGUUUAAAGGCUCAUCAUUGUAGUUAAUGAGUUCAACUGUAAGAUGACUUCACAAAAUCUAUUCUACCUCCAUGGUAUAUUCAUUGAUGGAAUUUAAAAAUGCAUGUAGGCUUUUUUUGUACCAUCAUUAAGAUUAUAUGUUUUAUUCCAAUAAUCAAUAUGAUAGCCAGGUGUUAAUGUUAACUGCUACAAGAGAUUGUCAGUGUUUCAGUUUACUUGACAUGCAUGUUCUCGAGUCCAUUGGGUUCAAAAUUUCUAUGGCUUUUGAUGGAAUAAUGUUUACAAUUGUACUAGUAGAUGACACUAACAGAUUACCAUUAUCCUUUAGGGCCUAUAUCCUCUGCUGGGAACCAGUUUGUGUGAUCUUGUAAUGUUACUGAUGUUGAUCUCGUUCCCUCAUUUUAAUGUACUGAUGAAUAUGGCCAGUUAGUGUAUAAAUGAAGCACUGUUGAUUGAUGUCCAUAUUGUCAUUUCUCUUUGUUCCUGAUGUUUUAAAUGCUUAUAUUUGACUAUUAUAUUUGACCAUUAUAUUCAGUGGGUAUAUGAAAACCUUCAUUCAACAAACUGUAGGUGAAUCUCACAAAAAGAUGCAAAACACCUCUUGGUCUCAACAUUUCCCCUUAAUAUCCUUUUGUUUUGUAAUCCUUACAAUCUGUUGUUCAGCUUUGUGCCAUCUUCAGUUUGCAAUGAUCAUUGACUUUAUAUGUAAAUAUUAGUAUGAUGGAUCUUCAUUGAGUAAACUAGCCAAAGAAACCGCAUGGUGUGAACUGAUAUGUUUUUACUGUAAUCAAGCUAGUGUGUACAAAGAUAUUUUAAUUUGAAGUCUGUAGAUAUGUACAUAGUUCUGUAGAAGGUCCUCACACCUGUCUUAUUGUACUGGAUAAUACUGGGAGGAUUUUGCCAAACAAACCACUUGUAAAGGAAAUUGUGAUCGUUUCAUUUUAUCUCAUUUGCGAAAGAGACCUGACCUUCUAUCCAGAUCAACUAGUGAACUGGUUUCAAUAGCAUUUCUGACAAAGAUUUAUUGAAAUGUGGAAAAUAUUUCCUAAUUUCUCAAAACAGACAAUUUGGUAAACAUAUCAGAUGUUUUGUUGCUUGGGAAAACCUUGGUGAAAAUGGCAAUUUCAUUCCUCGAGAUUGUAAAAUGAAAUGGCAGCCAUGUUGUUCACAUUGAAAUGAUUUAAACAAUUUGAUAUUUAUUUGAAAUAAAUUAUAUUAAUUUGAAAAAAAAAUGACACAGAUUUCGAUAAAGUGUUCAAAGUGAUUGAUUUCUAUUUAGGGAAUAGAAUUGUGUUAUUGAAUGAAGAUGCCUUGUAUAUCUGCAACAUGUAUGCUCACAAAAGACCACCUACCUCUAUUUAUUUCAAUGAACCUUAUUGGUAUUUGCUGAGUGGCUACUUUUGUGAGGAUAUUGGUCAUCAUGUUUUUACAAUGCAAAAACAACUUAUUCCAAAAUGCAUUAUUAAAUCAGUUAUUUUUGUGAUUGAAGAGAUAAAAUAUGUGAAUAUAUUUGUCAUUAAUUCAAAGAUGCAUUUUGAAAAGCUGUUUCUGUAUUUUGUUUUUCCCUCCCAAAUAUACUUGUAAUUCACCAGCAUGAAAAGUAGAAAUGUGUAUAUGAAUAACAUUGAAUCACCAUCUAACAGCAUCAUUCACCCCUUAAUAAGUUUGGCAACCACGGAUCCCCAGGGUCGAGUUUAGCCUAUUUUUGGUUGAAUUUGAAUUUUGUUAAUCAACUACAGUA
Owenia fusiformis is the source of this 5654-nucleotide messenger RNA. NCBI's taxonomy places the organism in Eukaryota, Metazoa, Annelida, Polychaeta, Sabellida, Oweniidae. The record is from the annotation of a GenBank genome assembly.